AUGCCGUUCCAGUGGUAUAUGACUAACCCCUUCUGCCCUUCAUAUGGUACAUGCCAAGUAACUAGUUUGUACAACAUGCCUGCAGGAAGCAUGCCCCUAAUGAAGCAGUUAAGUGUUGCGAUCAUUGACAGCAAUCCUGCUUUAAUGAGUGGGCGUUCCAUCAACAAAGAGGAUCCCCAGAUCCAAGGUGACAGUUCUACUUUGAAGAUGUUGGCACUUGGCAUUAUGUUGAACAACAUCGACAUGAAUGAUCGGGCUAAGAGUGAGAACUUGGAUUUGUAUCAAAGAGUAGCAGUUUGUGCAAAAAUUCCCGAAAUUGGGUAUAUAUCUAGCCUAGCUUUUAUAGCACUUUGCAUAUCCGGGAACAAUCUGAAGAAUGACCUUUUAGCAUAG
Messenger RNA from Ilex paraguariensis (yerba mate), 393 nucleotides. The record is from the annotation of a GenBank genome assembly. Lineage: Eukaryota; Viridiplantae; Streptophyta; Magnoliopsida; Aquifoliales; Aquifoliaceae.